Pecten maximus is the source of this 4061-nucleotide messenger RNA. RefSeq lists its product as uncharacterized. NCBI's taxonomy places the organism in Eukaryota, Metazoa, Mollusca, Bivalvia, Pectinida, Pectinidae. Gene Ontology annotation, biological process: detection of mechanical stimulus; signal transduction. Gene Ontology annotation, cellular component: membrane. The record is from RefSeq and is a predicted model, not a curated record. The transcript is spliced from 17 exons. The coding region runs from base 1677 to 3671 and encodes 664 amino acids. Gene Ontology annotation, molecular function: protein binding; calcium channel activity.
GCUGGCUUGCAACCAAUGGCUAUCACCCGAAAAGGGAACAGGUCAUACUUGGUGUACAUUGCAAGUUGGGCGAACUAAAGAUAACGUCGGCAGUAUUUCUGAAGUCAGUUCCCGAAACAUCUUUAACGACCAUCUGUGGUUUUCAUUGCUGUUCCGUCCAAGUUACAGCAGGUUCACAAGAGUCCAGAGAUUGUGGAGCUUAGCGUCGUUAUUGUUCCUGUCAAUGGUCGCCUCAGCUAUGUUUUAUGAUACACCAGAUGACACUCUCCCUCUUGUAAAGACGACGCAUUUCGAAAUAGGAUAUAAGGAAAUAUACACUGGGUUGAUGUCAAGUGUCAUAACAGUGGCUCCAUCUUUGUUUAUGACCUACAUUUUCAACAAAAGAAAAAUACGUGGUGAGAACCCAUUAAGUGUCUUACAUGACGGCGAUACAUUUCUUCCCACCGGAAGUCUGCCUUGGUGGUCAAUAUUCAUCGGAUACCUAGUGCUACUGAUCUGCAUCAUCUCAGGUUCUUUUUUCACGCUUUUAUAUUCGUUGGAAUGGGGGCCGUCUCUUACCAUUAAAUGGAUGUCAGCUUUUUUCCUCGGCACAACAGAAAGUGUAGUUUUAAUUGAACCAACAAAGGCCAUCUUACUCGCUGUCCUUCUUGUUUGUCUGUGUUCGGAGAAAACUAGCAAACAUGACUUUCACCUACCACCAAUAUCCGUCUACCAAACGAAACGAAACAUCUACAAUCAAGGAACUGAUACCAGACAAACUGUUGAUUGUCCUUGUGAUAAACCAGAAACCACGGUCCAGAUGCAUCGUCGGUAUACGCUACGCAUGGACAGAAAACUGAACAGAUUACUGAGGAAAUUCGUCUUUGCGAUGACCUAUAUUUGCAUGCUUUUAAUGAUUGGUUCACAGCAGAAAGUUUUCGAUGUAUGCAGACAAAACAUGCACUUGAAAAACAUUUUGAAACCUACAAAAGAGAUCAAAACGAUGGAGGGAGUCUGGGAGUACAUUCACACUGUAGUGCUUCAGCGAUUUUAUCCAUCGGGGUAUUACAGUGGUGAAUUAAAAUCAUUCGAUGAGCUGCGAUUUGGUGAAGACAAUUUGAAAAUGGGACCUCUUCGUCUACGCCAAAUUCGAGUUUCAGGCGUUUGUACAACUCCAUCAUUCAUGCGGAUCCACGGUAUCAAGUGUGUCGCUGACUAUGAUACGGGUACAGAAGAUACAAAGGACUACACUGACGGUUGGGUCCCUAUGAACGGAAAUGUUUCUCGUAAUGACGUCACCACAUCAUACCAAUAUCAUGACAAUAGCGACAAGGAGACGACCACAUACACAGGAUAUUUCGGAACGUAUGGUAGCGGUGGAUAUCUCAUUGUUUUGGAUAUCAUACCUUCAAAGACAACCGAUCUCGUGAAUAAUUUGAAAAAUGGUGCUUGGCUUGAUGAAAGAACCCGCGCCCUUUUCAUAGAAGCAUGUCUCGUAAACAGAAACAACAUGUUGUUUACCCAAGUCCAAAUCGUGUUAGAAUUUCCAGGUACAGGCGGAAUAUUCACGAAAACAACGGUUGUAUCGUCCAAUCUCCACCCAUAUACAAACACCUUUGAUUAUAUCAUUCUGUUUCCUACAGGUAUUGUUUGUAAUCACCAUUUUUGUGCGGUUCGUGUUUGUGGCUGUAAAGGCUAUGAAGACUAGAGGCCAUUCCCUAAUAACAACAGGCCAAGUCAUUGACAUGUUCCAUCUGGGAGUUUCCGUCACCGCCAUUGUGUGUCUCGUCAUGAGAUUGACCAGCACGAUCGCCGUUCUCAACACACUUAGAAUGGAUAUGGGAUUUUACACUUCCUUUGGACGGGUCUUUCAAUGGGAUGAAUAUUACUCUAUAUCACUGGGCAUGACCACAUUUAUUGCUAUCCUCGAUCUACUCAAACAUUUGUUAUUCAACUACCACAUCUUCUUGAUGUACAGAACAAUUUUGGCAUUUCGCUCGGAGCUUUUUCAGUUUACAAUAGCUCUUUCAGUUCUUAUUGUUGGGUUCGCGUGUCUGAUCAACCUGAUUUACGGCCACACAGAAAGCGCCUUCAGAAGCAUACCAAUCGCGAUCCUGACUCUGUUUCGAAUGACAAUCGGAAUGAUAAAAUUCCGUAAUGACAUCCAGGUGGCAGUUAUAGGUAUAUUAAUUACAUUUGCGGUAUACGCGUUGGUCGCCACCGUUUGCUUUGUCAACCUGUUUGUGAGUUCACUGGACUAUAAAUUAACACAUAUUAAACAGCUUAUCAAAGACGGGUUGACAACGUUCGACUGGCAUUUAAGUGGUCACUUUUGGAAUAGACUGGCAAACCUGUUCACAAUAUGCGGAGCUACAAGACCAAACAAACGAGGAAAGAAAGGACAUAGAAGUGGAAUCAAUCUACAAAAGGGAGAAUUAAGCUUCUGCAUAUUCCUAACGAAUGUUAUGCGACGGUUUGGAGAAGACACAGAUUUAGAAAGAACAGCCCUUCAUAGAGUUUUGCUACAGUUGAAACGCAUAUGUAGACGCAGGGCGACACUUAACGGAACACAGUACAGAUAUUCUACUGACUGGGCAAGGGAAGAUAACACGUUGAUCAUUGAAUUCUUUUGUGACACGUUAAACUGUAGAAUACACGUUGACUGUUAUACGUCAUCUGAAGCUGGCCGACAGGGACUUGCACCGUACGGUAACGCCACCGAGCCACUCAGCAUGCUGUUUAAAAUCAACCUGUCUAACAGAGACCGCGGACGUACAAACACAAAUAACAAUGACGUCACGAAUGGCAGACACUCGCCGUGUAUUGUGAUGAUCAAAGUACCGGCCAUCCUGUUGUCGUGUCGACCUACGUUCCUAAUCAUGUGCCGCGGUAACCUUGGUGACUGGUGCCAAUAUACAGCCAAUCAUGGCAUUAAAAACGAAGGGGAGGUAUAUUUGUCCGCUACCGUCUCGUGUUGUCCACAGUACGUUAUGGCUAUAACCUCUGACCUUUGGCCUGGUAUCCCACCUGUCAUCCAGCAGAACAAUGCCAUAGAACACGUCCUCGCUAAGAAGGGAGGUGUCUUCUACCUUCCAGGAUUGUGCAAGAAAAUAGUAUUUAUGUUUCCUGAGGACUGUGUUACGAUAGAUACGGACAUCACGAUAUUGUUGGAGCCUGGUGAGAAAUUCCCCAUACUACAUGUCAUGGCCCGUGGUGACGUAUCAGGACCGAUCACAGUCCAGUUCAGGAGGAACAGACACUACCAACUGCAAACCGGCGAUGUCCCAGAAAUUAAACUUCUGACAAAAGUAGGAGACAUGGAAUGGAAAGAAGGAAUUCCUGGUACACAGACAUACCCAAGUGACCUGAGCGUCCAGAUCGAUUGUCUUCGAAGAGGCGUGAAGACAUCCAUCACGGCAUGUGAAUCCAACUACGUCAUCAUGUUGCACAGAAACUCAAAUAGAUAUCUCGAACACGAGAUGGAAAUCCUUUCUGAAGUAUACAGAAAAAAUAUCCCAACGCAGUAUUGGCGUCAAGUCGGAUGUAAUCUUGGACUGUCACAAGAGAGGCUGACGCAAAUCGAAAUGAAGAAACCGAGGACUCUCGAGGAAAAGACUUGCAUUGUAUUGCAAGAAUGGUUAAAACAAAAUCGAGGAAGAGGUCUUUACGAAAUCCGCGAGUCCUGGAUGUAACUUUGGAUUUUAUUGCCUUUCUAUUGUUUUUCAUACACAAUAAGUUUUUGUAAGACUUCUCAUGCCGCUUUAAGUGUUUUUUGGCUUAUCUUUAUGUUGUCAUUGAAUAUGUCACAAUGUCUUAAUUAACUGGACAAAUUUCUUUAUAGAUAUAUCAGAUGUAAUUUGAAAUAUGUCAAAAAUUAUGAAAAUCAUGAAAAUUUCAGCGUUUAGUAUCAACAGAUAUGGCGUUGUCUAGCCUCUCGAAAUCGUUGAAGUAAUUGCUUAUGUAUUAGAAUAUUGCGAGGUACGAUCACAGGAGAUCACGGGAGACGAAUGCCGUUAGAAAAAUGCCGGAUUUCAGUUCAAGUCACUGCGGAAAAAAAAUAAAAAUAUAAAGUUAUAUUUACA